Molecule: messenger RNA, 657 nt
Organism: Ruditapes philippinarum (Manila clam)
Lineage: Eukaryota; Metazoa; Mollusca; Bivalvia; Venerida; Veneridae
Product: putative nuclease HARBI1
Exons: 2
Coding region: 1-657 (218 amino acids)
Source: RefSeq, a predicted model, not a curated record
AUGGCAAUAACAGGCAUUUUACUUUUUGGCUGGUGUAUUCGUAUUGCAGCGAAGCAUUUACACAAAUGGCUCUUGUGUUUUUGGGAGGUGACGGCAACAGAAGACGUCGCUGUAUGUAAUGGCGACAAUUUAUUCACAAAUAUAGUUGUUCGUUGGCCAGGGUCGACUCACGAUGCAUUUAUAUGGAAUAACUGUAAAUGCGUCCGCAAGAUCGAAGAAAUGAAUUUACAAAAUACAUGGAUUUUGGGUGAUAGUGCGUAUCCGUUAAAACCAUACUUACUUACGCCAUUACCAACUGCAAAUACAGAGGCUGAAAGGAGAUUUAAUGUUGCUCACAAACGUACACGUUGUGUAAUCGAACGUACAUUUGGCAUUUGGAAAAUGAAGUUCAGGUGUCUCCACAAGUCAGGUGGAUACAUGACUUACACCCCGAUAAAAUGUGCUAAGAUUAUUACUGCAGUUGCAGUCCUUCACAACAUGUGUAUUUCGAGAAAUUUGCCUCUGAUUGAUGACAAUGUAAACCAUGAAGAUGACGACAAUGACAGUGACGUCAAUGGUGACGACAACAAUGAAAAUAAUAGAGAAAACAACAACAACGAUGAUGGUAGACAGGUUCGCGAUAACCUUAUUCGGGAGAUGUUUUCACACGCUAGCUAA